Messenger RNA from Carassius gibelio (silver crucian carp), 2710 nucleotides. It is a transcript of the gene inpp5kb, whose product is annotated as inositol polyphosphate-5-phosphatase Kb. The record is from RefSeq and is a predicted model, not a curated record. Gene Ontology annotation, molecular function: inositol bisphosphate phosphatase activity; phosphatidylinositol-4,5-bisphosphate 5-phosphatase activity; phosphatidylinositol-3,4,5-trisphosphate 5-phosphatase activity. Gene Ontology annotation, cellular component: endoplasmic reticulum; cytoplasm; ruffle. The transcript has 14 exons. NCBI's taxonomy places the organism in Eukaryota, Metazoa, Chordata, Actinopteri, Cypriniformes, Cyprinidae. Gene Ontology annotation, biological process: negative regulation of phosphatidylinositol 3-kinase/protein kinase B signal transduction; negative regulation of glycogen biosynthetic process; negative regulation of insulin receptor signaling pathway. The coding region runs from base 189 to 1559 and encodes 456 amino acids.
GUGAUGAAACAAUCAAGUACUGCGGCUUUAAGAGGUUUCUGAGGAUUGGCCGGACAGCGAGGAAGUAAAGGGGUGUAAACACAAACCCCAAACUCUCUCACUGUCCUAUAACAUUACCUGAUAAGCACGGAAUAGAUAUUCAAGACACCUGCAAAAUCUCCACAACACCGAGACUGAAAGGUCUGAGUAUGAGCGCACAAAGUGUUGGAUCCAGGGAUGGACAUCAGGCUUUCAGGCUGCACAUGGUCACAUGGAAUGUUGGCACAGCAGAGCCACCAGCUGAUGUGAGGUCAUUACUGCAGCUUGACUCGCAGCCAGCCGCUGACCUCUUUGUGAUUGGUCUACAGGAAGUGAAUGCCACUCCAGUGCAGUAUAUCUCUGAUCUAAUUUAUGAGGACUCAUGGAGUCACCUUCUUAUGGAUACUCUGGCACCAAUGGGAUAUAUCAAGGUGACUUCAGUGAGGAUGCAGGGUUUGCUGCUGAUACUGUUUGCAAAGCAGGUCCACCUGCCUUUCAUCAGAGACAUCCAAAGUACAUACACCCGCACAGGCCUGUUUGGAUACUGGGGAAAUAAAGGCGGUGUGUCUGUGCGUUUCUCAUUCUAUGGUCACAUGCUGUGUUUUCUGAACUGUCAUCUGGCAGCUCAUAUGAACUACGCCCUGCAACGCAUGGACGAAUUUGAAUAUAUACUUGACAGACAAGACUUCGAUCCACCACAAGUGCUUGACCACAAACUCGUUUUCUGGUUCGGUGAUCUGAACUUUCGUAUCGCUGACCAUGGGAUGCACUUUCUCCGCUCCUCAGUCAACAACAGCCGAUUUAACCUGCUGUGGGACAGAGAUCAGUUGACUAUGAUGAAGAAAAAAGAACCUAUUCUGCAGGAGUUUGAGGAGGGACCGUUGUGUUUUAAACCCACGUAUAAGUUUGACCGUUUCUCCGAGACUUACGACACAAGUGGUAAAAAGCGGAAGCCUGCCUGGACGGAUCGUAUCUUGUGGAGGAUAAAACCCAAAGCUAUAGAGACUGUGGAUGAGAAUAGUUCGACAUCAUCAUCAGCUGACGAUGAUGAGUAUCCUAUUAAGGUGAUGCAGGACAUGUACACUUGCGAUGUCUCGUAUGGGGUCAGUGACCACAAACCCGUCAUUGCAACCUUCGAUCUGGAGAUGAGAAAAAAGGUGAAGACGCCUCUAGUCAAACUAACCGUGGAGGGACACUGGAGUGCAGAUGAAGAUGCCACAUUCACCUACACCAUUCUAGAAAACUUUGAGUCUUCAACCUGGGAUUGGAUCGGAUUGUACAAGAUUGGCUUCAGAAGUGCCUCCCAUUACUCCACCUUCGCUUGGGUCAAAGAUGAUGAAGUGGCUGCCAACGGCGAAGUCGUGACGGUCCAGAUGAAUAAAAAUGAGCUCCCCCUGCUGGCUGGGGAUUAUGUUCUUGGCUAUUACAGCACCAACAUGCAAACCCUCAUUGCCUUUAGUCCUACUUUCCUGAUUCUGGAGUCUCGACUAGCUGUAAUGGAGGGUCUGCUUCCUGAGAACAUCAACGGACAUGAGAAGUAGCUGGAUAUCUUCUAACCUCGUGUGUAAAAGUCACAGCAGGAUCUGAUUUGAGAUCAUAUUUGCCUGUGUAAACAGACCUUGCUCCGUUUGAUUUUAAAAAGUGAAAACUGAUUCUGUGAAACAGUCUGAUAUAAUGAGUGUGAUUUAAAAUCUAUGGCUUUAAAAUCUCUGUCUGUUCGCUAAAUACGCCAUAUUACUCUUUUUCAUUCUCUCCUUAUCCGUGGUUCUCCUCGAACGGUUGAGUCUGUUGUGAGCUUCUGUAAACACACAUUGUACACACUGUGCUUUUCUACUGUAGUUUGUAGUACCUGUAUCUUCCUCUAGAGGUUUAUAAAGCAAUCACUAACUUUAUUAGAGACACAUCCUAACUCAGAAUCUUAUCCCAUCUGUUUAGUAACCAUGGUAAUCCGACAGAGAACUGAGUUUUUUUUUCUUUUUCUAAUAAAAUAAGAAGACAGGAAAUUUCUGUAAUACAGCCCAUGGAUUCUGUGCCUGCUAACUUCAAAGCUCUUUUGAUUCAUGUAGAGACUGAUUGCACAAAGACCUUUCAUGUUUUUGUUUUUUAAUCAAAUUUGAUACUUAUUAGACCGUAAAACUUAUAAGAGUGUGGAACUCUCCGAUUUUUAAAAUAGGCCUGUAUUUCAUGCCAAAUCGACACAUAAAUUGUGAAAAAGUGCUCAGUAUUAUUUUACAUUAGGUUCUACAAAACACAAUUAUACAUUUUUAUUUUUAUAUGAUAUAUUAAAUAAAUGAUGUUGCAUAUAUUUUGCCUAUUUGAAAGUGAUGACAUUAUCUUUUCAUGCACGUUGGUUGCUGUGCUUCUUACAGUAUUUCACUGUAUGUUUUAUAUGUCAGUGUCUGAUAAAAGUAUGCGGCUUUUCAGUAUCUAUAACAAUGGUUCGCCAUCUGAUUGUUAAAAUGCCAUUUUGUUUACACUCUGUCACUCUUUUUAGUGCUAAAUUUGGCAGUUUUACUUCUUAUUGUCUGCAUUUGUUCAUUGUGACAUGCCUGGCCUAUCUUUUUCAUUGAAUAUAUAUAUUAUACUCUCUUUAUCUCAGUUCAUGUUAAAUUUAUCGUAACUGUCUUGUUGGAACAGUUGAUUUGAUGCCCUUAGAUUUGUGAGAUGUAUUAAAAUCACGCAGUUGAGCACA